AUUGACAUUGUAUUUCGGUAUGUGUUGCAGGAUGUUAGCUGGUUGGAAAAUAGAAACAGCUUAGAUGACUCGCACUUGGGCACACUGGAGCAGCAACUUCACCAGGUCAAGGAGUUCACUACACGUAUGCUGCAGCAGAGCACAAAUGAAGAAGAUGGCGGCACUACAGAUACGGCUACUUUACUGUCCAACCAGCAUGAGAAAGACAGCGGUGUAGGCCGCACAGAUGAAAGCACUCGUAAUGAUGAAAGCUCAGAGCAGGACAUCUUGGGGGAUGACCAGAAUUCCCUCUGUGACACGCUCCCAGAAAGCCACAGGAAGUACAUCUAUAAUCAGGAAACUGUCGAAAGUGGCAACAUGCACCUAAGCAAUGACUCCUUCCUUUCAGCUGACAAUGGAGAUGGUGGAAGCUUCCUUGGUGUACCUGGCACGGCAUGUGAACAUUUCUGGAAACUGCUUGAAUUGAAAUCUCUGGUCAAUGGUAACAGUCCUCAGGGAUUUCUGGAGCAUAAUGCCACACUGUAUGAAAAGGGGGUUAAUGUAGACUGCGAUGAUCGGGAGAUUCGGAUGCUUAAUGAAGAGUUGCUUAACAUUGAGCUGGAAUGCCUGAGUAUCAUACAAGCACACAGGCUUCAGGCUGAAGGUGGUGGUCAGCAAGCCAAAAAACCUAGUGCCAAGGACUUUUCUGAGCAAGUCCAUCAGGACCUCAUCAAUAACCAAGUGGAUAAUGAAGGCUCUACUAGUGCUUACAACACUGGAGAGAGCUGCUCGAGUUUACAUCCUACUCUGGAACCAGAUUCUCUUGAAUUCCAAAGAAUGGUUGCUGGAGACAUGGGUAAAGGUUCUCCAAUGCAUAGACGCAACUCAACAACAGCAUGCUCCAAACAUAACCUCUCUCCCAUUCAGGAGAUCAGCCCUACCAAGAGUUUACCUGGAGAUCCAGAGGUUACAAAUCAGGGGAAACGAAAGAGUAAGAAAAAGAACCCAAGGAAGAGUCUUUUGACAUCCUUGCGUCAUUCGUCGUACAAGAAUACCUACAUCCCAGCCCAUGCACAACAUUACCAAAGCUAUAUGCAGCUUAUCCAGCAGAAGUCAGCUGUGGAAUAUGCCCAGAGUCAAGUCAGCUUAGCCAGCCUUUGCAAGAAUGCAGAAACCCCCCCCACAGAGUCCAGGCUCAAGACGGGGUGGAAGGUAAAGAUCCGUAGCGAUGGAACAAGAUACAUCACCAAAAGGCCCAUCAGGGACCAGCUUCUGAAAGAGCGAGCCUUGCGCAUUCGAGAAGAACGCUGCAGUGUGACUACAGAUGACGAUGCAGCCAGCGAACUAAAACUGGGUCGAUACUGGAACAAGGAGGAGCGCAAACAGCAUGCGGCGCGGGCCAAAGAACAGCGUCAACGGCGGGAACUCGUGAAGCAGUGCUGCAUAGAGAGCAAAGAACAAGCAGGAGCAAUGGACAACAAGGAGCCUGAUAUUAUCCAACUUAGCCGUAAAAAGAUGAUGAAGAGGAGGAACAAGAGAAUAUUUGAUAAUUGGAUGACCAUUCAGGAGCUGCUGACACAUGGCACGAAGUCCACAGAUGGUACAAGACUAUAUAAUUCCUUUCUUUCUGUGACUACAGUAUAAGGGAUUGCGCGGUUUAGGGCACAUUACUAGUUUACUGUGUAAAAUUAGGUGAGGGUUGGUGGGGGAAAUCUUGCCUCAUUUCAAGAGGUAGGUCAUAUUGGGACUUAAGUAUGAAAGCGAUUUGGGAGACACAGUAGUUCGAGUACAUAUGCGUGAUGAUAAAUUCAAGCAAACUACAGAUUUCCUAUCUUAAUACUUUAUAGAACUUGAUGGUGCACUAACAUUGCGGUUUGUACUGAAAUAUUUUAUUGAACGACUCAUCAUAGUUUAAUGUAAGAACAGAUGCAAAUCUAUUUUAUGUGAAAUUCUGGCUCUUAUUUGCAGUUAUUUGCAGUU
Molecule: messenger RNA, 1959 nt
Organism: Carassius gibelio (silver crucian carp)
Lineage: Eukaryota; Metazoa; Chordata; Actinopteri; Cypriniformes; Cyprinidae
Product: E3 ubiquitin-protein ligase PDZRN3-like
Exons: 2
Biological process (GO): neuromuscular junction development; protein ubiquitination
Molecular function (GO): ubiquitin protein ligase activity
Source: RefSeq, a predicted model, not a curated record